Messenger RNA from Hibiscus syriacus, 5745 nucleotides. RefSeq lists its product as uncharacterized. Gene Ontology annotation, molecular function: ADP binding. NCBI's taxonomy places the organism in Eukaryota, Viridiplantae, Streptophyta, Magnoliopsida, Malvales, Malvaceae. The record is from RefSeq and is a predicted model, not a curated record. The transcript has 12 exons. The coding region runs from base 1 to 5448 and encodes 1815 amino acids.
AUGGAGUUGCAGCAUUUAUCUCGUCUAACCACUUUGGAAGUACAUAUUCCUGAUGUGGAAGCCAUACCAAAUGAUAACUUGUUUCUAGGAAAGAUGGAAAGGUUCAAGAUUUCAAUCGGAGAUAAGAAGUGGUAUGUUCAUGAAUAUAGAGGGACGGAGACAUCAAGAAUGUUGAAGCUGAAGAUUAAUGAAAGUAUUGAUUUGGUCGAAGGGAUUUAUAAAUUGUUGUCCAGAAAAAUUGAAAGUCUAUGUCUGCAUGGAUGGAAAGAUGUUGUGGAAAGGCUUUACGAUCUAAAUGCUGAAUCUUUUGAGCAAUUAAGAUUCAUAAAAGUCGAAAAUUGCAAUAUGUUGAAGAGUUUGUUCUCAUUCUCCAUAGCAUUAAUUGUUGAAAAGGAAGAGAUUAGAGAGAAUGACACUCUGAAAUUUGAUAAAAAGGUUUCGUGUCCUGUCUUGGAGGAGUUGGAGUUGAACUCAAUCGGUGGCAUUGAGAAAAUAUGGCAUAUUGAUGAUCAAUUUCCAUUAAUGUCUUUUGGUGUUCAAAGUUUAACAAGUUUGACAGUGUUCGAUUGCCAUAAGUUGAAGUAUGUAUUUACUUCAUCCAUGGUUAGAAGCUUUGUGCAUCUGAAAACACUUAAGGCUUCUUAUUCUGAGGAAAUGGAAUGGGUAAUAGAGGGAGUAUUAGAGGCAACCGAAGAAGAAAGGAUUAACGGCAGCAUAAGUGUGUUCCCUAAACUUGAAUGUUUGGUACUCGAAUCUCUUCCAAAACUGAAAGGAUUUUGCUUUGGAAUUAAUCCGAUUGAGUUUCCCUCGCUAAGGGAUUUAAGGAUAACUGGAUGUUCUGAUUUGAACGCAUUCGUUUUUGAUAAUGGAAAGAGCAGAGCAGUGGUACCACAUUUCUUCCAUGAAAAGGUUUCGUGUCCUGCCUUGGAAGUGUUGGUGUUGAACUCAAUCAGAGGCAUUGAGAAAAUAUGGCAUAUUGAUGAUCGUCUUUCUGGAAGAUAUUUUAGUGUUCAAAGUUUAACAACUUUGACAGUUGAGGAAUGCCAUAAGUUGAAGUAUGUAUUUACUUCAUCCAUGGUUAAAAGCUUUGUGCAUCUGAAAACACUUGUUGUUUGUGAUUGUGAUGAAAUGGAAUGGGUAAUAGAGGGAAUAUUAGAGGCAACCGAAGAAGAAAGGAUUAACAGAAGCAUAAGUCUGUUCCCUAAACUUGACUCUUUGAAACUCAAAUCUCUUCCAAAACUGAAAGGAUUUUGCUUUGGAAUUAAUCCGAUUGAGUUUCCCUCGCUAAGGGCUUUAGAAAUAUGGAGCAGAGCAGUGGUACCAGAUAUCUUCCAUGAAAAGUUUGUUCUGCUUCUUAGCAAAUUUUCAAGGGAAAAAAUGGACGUUCUUAUUGGCAUUGUUGGAUCUCUUGCUGGAAAAGCUGUUGAGUACGCUGUCGAGCCCACUGCACGACAACUUAGUUACGUAAUCAAGUCCAGGAGCAAGUUUCAGAACCUCCAGAGAAAAGUUAAUGACCUAAAGGAUGCAAGAGAAAUGGUGCAACGAUCUGUUGACGCGGCUAGCAGGAAGGGGGAGGUGAUUACUAAGAAUGUUCAAAAUUGGUUGGAUGAGGCCAAUGAUAAGAUCUCCAAGCUGGAUUCAACGCAGACAGAGGCCAAUGAGAAGAUCUCCAAGCUGGAAGCAACCCAGACAAAGGCCAAUGAGAAGAUCUCCGAGGAUGCUGCAACACAAUUGCUAAAGGAUGAAGAGAAAGCAACCAAGUGUUUCGUGGGCUUUUGCCCUAAUUUCAAGUCUCGUUAUCAACUUAGCAAGAAAGCGGACAAGGAGGCCGAUGACAUAGCUCAACUCUUGAUCCAAAAGGAUGCAUUUAAGGAGGUUUUUACCUGCCUUCCUGCUCUUGAAGUGACAGACCUUAUCAGACCUGUCAAAGAGUACGAGGCCUUCGAAUCAAGAAGCGGUGCUUUCAACGGGGUCAUGGCGGCAUUGGAAGAUGAUACAGUCAGCAUAAUUGGAGUGUACGGUAUGGGGGGUGUGGGUAAAACCACACUCGUCAAAGAUGCUUUGAAACAUAAGGAGAAUUUGUAUGAAUGGGAGGAUGCUCUGGAGCGGCUAAAACCCUCUGAAAUAAACUACAGGGGGAUAUCUGGUGCUGUGUAUUCCGCUCUAGAGAUGAGCUAUACAUACUUGGAAUCGGAAGAACAUAAAUACACUUUCUUGGUCUGCAGUAUAAUGGAUCAUGAUGCUGCAAUCGAAGACUUGCUGAAAUAUUGUUGGGGCUUGGGUUUAUUUCCUGGCCUUGACAAGAUGGAAAAAGUGCGGAACAGAGUGUUGACACUGGUUAGCGAGCUCAAAGACUCUUCCCUGUUACUUGCAGGUUCCACCCCUGAACGCUUUGAUAUGCAUGAUGUUGUCUGCGAUGUUGCCAUUUCAAUUGCUUCUAGGGACCGUGAUUGGCUUGCUUUAGGAAAGGAAGAUGUAUUAGAAAAGAGGGAGGAUACAAUGAGAAACUCUCAUCUUGUUAGCUUAAAAUAUGCUAAGGUUAGUCAGCUUCCGGAUGAGUUGGAAUGUCUAAACCUUAAAUUUUUCUCAAUGCAUGGCUCUGUGGAAGUUCCCUAUAACUUUUUUAAGGGGAUGCAAAGACUCAAAGUCUUGGAAUUUGGCAAAACAAAUUUUACAACCUUGCCUUCCUCCCUUGGUUUCUUGAAAACUCUCUGUACAUUGCGUUUGAUAGGCUGUGAUGUAGAAGAUAUAGCCAUCUUAGGAGAGUUGGAAAAUUUGGAAAUCCUUGAUCUCCGUAGAUCUAGAAUGAAAAUGCUGCCAAAGGAGAUAGGACAGUUGACCAAGCUAAAAUUGCUAGACUUGAGUGACUGUUAUUAUCUUAAAGUAAUACCACCAAAUGUGUUGUCAGUGUUAUCCAAAUUAGAAGAACUAUACCUAUACAAUAGCUUUGACAAAUGGGAGAUUGAGGGAACUGAGAAUCCAAGAAGCAAAGCUAGUCUCAUGGAGUUGCAGCAUCUGUCUCGUCUGACCACUUUGGAAGUACAUAUUCCUGAUGUGGAAGCCAUACCAAAUGAUAUCUUGUUUCUCGAAAAGAUGGGAAGGUUCAAGAUUUCAAUCGGAGAUAAGAAGUGGGAUUGGCUUGUCUCUGAUGACAGAGGGAUGGAAACAUCAAGAAUGUUGAAGCUGAAGAUUAAUAAAAGUAGUGAUUUGGUCGAAGGCAUUUAUAAAUCAUUAUCCAGAAAAACUGAAAGUCUAAGUCUGCAAGGAGGUGAAGAUGUUGUGGAAAGGCUUUGCGAUCUAAAUGCUGAAUCUUUUGAGCAAUUAAGAUUCAUAAAAGUCGAGAAUUGCAAUAUGUUGAAGAAUUUGUUCUCAUUCUCCAUAGCGAAAAGCCUUCGCCAACUCGAAAAACUUGAGGUAUACAGAUGCGACAAUAUGAUAGCAGUAAUUGUUGAAAAGGAAGAGAUUAGAGAGAAUGAGACUUUGAAAUUUGAUAAAUUACGCGUCUUGAAGUUGAAUGCUCUGAAUGGCUUGUGGUAUAUAGAAAAUACAUAUCAAUCCGUCACAUGGCUUUUUGAUAAAAAGGUUUCGUGUCCGGCCUUGGAAGAGUUGUACUUGAAGUCAAUCGAUGGCAUUGAGAAAAUAUGGCAUAUUGAUGAUCACCUUUCUAGAAUAUAUUUUAGUGUUCAAAUUUUAACAAUUUUGACAGUGAAGAAAUGCCAUAAGUUGAAGUAUGUAUUUACUUCAUCCAUGGUUAAAAGCUUUGUGCAUCUGAAAAAACUUGUUGUUUGGGAUUGUGAUGAAAUGGAAUGGGUAAUAGAGGGAAUACUAGAGGCAACCGAAGAAGAAAGGAUUAACGGCAGCAUAAGUGUGUUCCCUAAACUUGAAUGUUUGAAACUCAGUUAUCUUCCAAAACUGAAAGGAUUUUGCUUUGGAAUUAAUCCGAUUGAGUUUCCCUCGCUAAGGGAUUUAAAAAUAGAGGAAUGUCGAAAUUUGAACGCAUUCGUUUUUGAUGAUGGAAAGAGCAGAGCAGUGGUACCACAUAUCUUCCAUGAAAAGGUUUCGUGUCCUGCCUUGGAAGAGUUGGAGUUGAACUCAAUCUAUGGCAUUGAGAAAAUAUGGCAUAUUGAUGAUCAACUUCCAUUAAUGUCUUUUGGUGUUCAAAGUUUAACAAGCUUGAAAGUAUGGAAAUGCCAUAAGUUGAAGUAUGUAUUUACUUCAUCCAUGGUUAAAAGCUUUGUGCAUCUGAAAACACUUGAGGUUCGUAAUUGUGAUGAAAUGGAAUGGGUAAUAGAGGGAAUAUUAGAGGCAACCGAAGAAGAAAGGAUUAACGGCAGCAUAAGUGUGUUCCCUAAACUUGACAUUUUGGUACUCAAUUCUCUUCCAAAACUGAAAGGAUUUUGUUCUGGAAUUAAUCCGAUUGUGUUUCCCUCGCUAAGGGAUUUAACAAUAACUGGAUGUUCUGAUUUGAAGGCAUUCGUUUUUGAUAAUGGAAAGAGCAGAGCAGUGGUACCACAUUUCUUCCGUGGAAAGUCUACGUUUCCAAAUCUACAUCAACUCUAUUUGGGAGAGAAUGAGCAGCAAUUAUUGCCAUCUUACUUGUUCCGGUUAUUAACCUUGCCCAAUCUUCAAAAACUCGGAAUAAGAGAUUCUCUUUUUAAAGAGAUGGUAUUCCAAAGUGAAGAAGGUGGUGAGGAAAAGCCUGCAUCGCUGCUACUCCCUCAGAUAACUGAAUUAAGGCUGAGUGAUCUUAGUGAAUUGAUGCAUCUAUGGAAGGAAAAGGAAGGAUUCCCAAAUCUAAGGAUUUUGCAUGUUAACAGGUGCCCUAAAUUAAAAGGUAAUCUAGUUCCAUCCUCGGUAUCUUUCCGAAAUCUGGUGACUUUGAGAGUAUUUCGAUGCCAUGGAAUCAAAAAAUUAAUCACACCUCCCACAGCAAAAAGUCUAGUGCAGCUCAAACAAAUGAGUAUUUCGUAUUGCGAAAAUAUAGAAGAGAUAAUACAAGGUGGGGACGAUGAUGAUGAUGAAAUCAGUUUACCCCAACUCAACCGUUUGGAACUCAGUGUUCUACCAAAGCUAGAAAGCUUCUGCUCAUCAGGGAAUUAUACCUUUUCAUUCCCAUCCUUGGAAGAUCUACUUGUAUAUAAUUGCCCAAAGAUGAAGAUGUUCUCUCAAGGACGCUCAAACACUCCAAAGUUGAACAAAGUAGUAAUAGAGAGUUGGAAAGGAGAAGUACAUUUGGAAGGCAACCUUAACAGAACCAUACAACAGCUAUUCAGACAAAAGCAUGCAAUGAUCGAGGAAGGUGAAAAUCCUGAAGAUGAAAAUUCUGAAGAUGAAAAUCCUGAAGAAGAUCAAAGCAAUCCUUCCACUUCUAACACCCAAAAUCUCACAGAGGAAGUGGAAAAUUCCAUAAAAGAUCAAGGCAAUUCUUCAACUUCUAUCUUCGAAUGACCUGAAUCAAUGUACGGUGGCAGAAAACAAGUUGACGAGUGAUGCUCUUUCUAUUUUUCUAUGACUUGAUUGAAGUUUGAUGGGUUGCGAAGAAUGAAUCAGUGUUGUGUAAUUAACAAAUUCUCCUUUGCGAUGUUGUUUGAUUGGUUCUAAUGUUUGUGAGGAAUAGCAUAGGUUGUGUGGCGAAGUAUGCAAUUUAUGUAACGAGGAUUCGUGAUAUAGUCUAAAUAAACCAUCUUUGCAUUUGUAAAUAUAUAUUUGUAGGGGAAGUAUUUUUGGCAAUGAUGUAUACUCAUU